Messenger RNA from Gossypium raimondii (Peruvian cotton), 7623 nucleotides. Its product is annotated as pre-mRNA-processing-splicing factor 8A. Gene Ontology annotation, cellular component: catalytic step 2 spliceosome; U5 snRNP. NCBI's taxonomy places the organism in Eukaryota, Viridiplantae, Streptophyta, Magnoliopsida, Malvales, Malvaceae. The coding region runs from base 166 to 7230 and encodes 2354 amino acids. The transcript is spliced from 23 exons. Gene Ontology annotation, molecular function: U1 snRNA binding; protein binding; U6 snRNA binding. Gene Ontology annotation, biological process: mRNA splicing, via spliceosome; spliceosomal tri-snRNP complex assembly. The record is from RefSeq and is a predicted model, not a curated record.
ACUCGAAAAUUCUCACACUCUGUCUUUGCUUAGAGGGCAGAGAGGCAGGAAAUAAGAAAACAGGAAGUGAGAAAAAAAACUCAAAUCCCCUCUAAAACCCUAAUUUCCAAUUUCAUUUCAUUUCUUUCUUUAGGCUGAGGUAGAAGCUUCUCGGCCAAAGUUGCCAUGUGGAGCAACAACAACAACGGCGCUCAGAUUGCGCCACCGGGAACUGGUGGAUCCACCAUCCCGCCGCCUCCAGCUGCUCAACCUUCGUACACCGUGCUGGCUCCGCAGAGUACGCCACAGGAUGCCGAGGCCAAGCUGGAGGAGAAGGCUCGGAAAUGGAUGCAGCUUAACUCUAAGCGAUAUGGAGAUAAAAGGAAGUUUGGUUUUGUCGAGACGCAGAAGGAGGACAUGCCUCCUGAGCACGUCAGGAAGAUUAUCAGAGAUCAUGGAGACAUGUCUUCGAAAAAAUAUCGGCAUGAUAAACGUGUUUAUCUAGGGGCCCUUAAAUUCAUUCCACAUGCAGUUUAUAAGCUCCUUGAGAAUAUGCCAAUGCCUUGGGAGCAGGUUCGUGAUGUGAAGGUCUUAUACCAUAUUACAGGAGCCAUAACAUUUGUGAAUGAAAUACCAUGGGUUGUUGAACCAAUUUAUUUAGCACAGUGGGGUACGAUGUGGAUCAUGAUGCGGAGAGAGAAAAGAGAUCGUCGACAUUUCAAGAGAAUGCGGUUUCCACCAUUUGAUGAUGAGGAACCUCCGUUAGACUAUGCUGAUAAUUUGUUAGAUGUCGAUCCUCUAGAGCCAAUUCAGUUGGAGCUGGAUGAAGAGGAAGAUUCUGCCGUACAUGCAUGGUUUUAUGACCACAAGCCUCUUGUCAAAACAAAGCUUAUCAAUGGUCCAAGUUACAGGAAAUGGCAUCUAUCUCUUCCAAUAAUGGCUACUUUGCACCGGCUUGCUGGACAGCUGCUUUCUGAUUUGAUUGACCGUAAUUAUUUCUACUUGUUUGACAUGGAGUCAUUCUUCACAGCUAAAGCAUUGAACAUGUGCAUACCUGGUGGUCCUAAGUUUGAGCCUCUAUACCGUGAUAUGGAGAAAGGGGAUGAGGACUGGAAUGAAUUUAAUGACAUAAACAAACUAAUUAUCCGGUCACCUCUUAGGACAGAAUACAGAAUUGCUUUUCCUCAUCUUUAUAACAAUAGGCCCAGGAAAGUAAAGUUGUGUGUGUAUCACACUCCGAUGGUCAUGUACAUUAAAACAGAAGACCCUGAUUUGCCAGCAUUCUACUAUGAUCCUUUGAUACACCCCAUAACUACCACAAACAAGGAACGGCGUGAGAAGAAAAUUUAUGAUGAUGAUGAUGAAGAUGAUUUUGUCUUGCCUGAAGGGGUGGAACCUUUGCUGAAUGACACACAGCUUUACACUGACACCACUGCUGCUGGGGUUUCUCUUUUAUUUGCUCCACGUCCUUUUAAUAUGAGAUCUGGUCGGAUGCGACGUGCUGAAGAUAUACCACUUGUCUCAGAGUGGUACAAGGAGCAUUGUCCUCCAUCUUACCCCGUUAAAGUGCGGGUUAGUUAUCAGAAAUUAUUGAAAUGCUUUGUGCUGAAUGAGUUGCAUCAUAGACCACCUAAGGCUCAAAAGAAGAAGCACUUGUUCCGGUCUCUCCAGGCGACCAAGUUUUUCCAGACGACAGAGCUUGAUUGGGUUGAAGCAGGUCUUCAAGUUUGCAAGCAAGGGUACAACAUGUUGAACCUGUUGAUACAUAGGAAAAAUUUGAACUACCUUCACCUGGAUUAUAACUUCAACUUGAAGCCUGUGAAGACUCUCACUACAAAAGAGCGCAAGAAGUCACGUUUUGGCAAUGCUUUUCAUCUUUGUCGUGAGAUCUUGCGUUUAACAAAGCUUGUAGUUGAUGCUAAUGUCCAGUUUCGACUUGGUAAUGUUGAUGCUUUCCAAUUGGCCGAUGGUCUGCAGUAUACAUUUUCCCAUGUCGGCCAGUUGACUGGGAUGUAUCGAUACAAGUACCGGCUCAUGAGACAGAUUAGGAUGUGCAAAGACUUGAAGCAUUUGAUUUACUACCGCUUCAAUACUGGGCCUGUAGGGAAGGGACCUGGAUGUGGAUUUUGGGCACCAAUGUGGAGGGUAUGGCUGUUUUUCCUCCGUGGCAUUGUCCCUCUUCUAGAAAGGUGGUUAGGAAAUCUGCUUGCACGACAAUUUGAAGGGCGUCAUUCAAAAGGAGUAGCCAAGACUGUUACCAAGCAACGUGUUGAGAGCCACUUUGAUCUGGAACUUCGAGCUGCUGUCAUGCAUGAUGUUCUUGAUGCCAUGCCAGAGGGCAUUAAGCAAAAUAAAGCUAGAACAAUAUUGCAGCAUCUAAGUGAGGCAUGGCGCUGUUGGAAGGCAAACAUCCCAUGGAAGGUUCCGGGUUUGCCAGUUCCCAUUGAGAAUAUGAUUCUUAGAUAUGUCAAAUCAAAAGCUGAUUGGUGGACAAAUGUUGCUCAUUACAAUCGUGAGCGUAUCAGAAGGGGUGCAACUGUUGAUAAAACAGUUUGCAGGAAAAACUUAGGCAGAUUGACACGACUCUGGCUGAAAGCUGAGCAAGAACGACAGCACAAUUAUUUGAAAGAUGGGCCAUAUGUCACUCCAGAAGAGGCGGUUGCGAUCUAUACUACAACUGUGCAUUGGUUGGAGUCCAGAAAAUUCUCACCCAUUCCAUUUCCUCCCUUGUCUUACAAGCACGAUACGAAGUUACUUAUCCUUGCCCUGGAGAGGUUGAAGGAAUCUUACAGUGUAGCUGUAAGAUUAAAUCAACUCCAAAGAGAAGAAUUGGGUCUAAUUGAACAAGCUUAUGAUAAUCCUCACGAGGCCUUAUCAAGGAUCAAGCGCCAUUUGCUUACCCAGCGUGCCUUCAAAGAAGUUGGUAUAGAGUUCAUGGACUUGUACAGCUAUUUGAUUCCAGUCUAUGAAAUUGAGCCCCUUGAGAAGAUUACAGAUGCUUAUCUUGACCAAUACCUAUGGUAUGAAGGAGACAAGCGCCAUCUGUUUCCUAAUUGGAUUAAGCCUGCAGAUUCAGAGCCACCUCCACUUUUGGUUUACAAAUGGUGUCAAGGUAUAAAUAAUUUGCAAGGGAUAUGGGACACGAGUGAGGGGCAGUGUGUGGUAAUGCUUCAAACAAAAUUUGAGAAGUUCUUUGACAAGAUUGACCUGACAAUGUUAAACAGGCUUCUACGAUUGGUUCUUGAUCACAACAUUGCAGAUUAUGUUACUGCAAAGAAUAAUGUGGUGCUGUCUUACAAAGAUAUGAGCCACACAAAUUCGUAUGGUCUUAUACGUGGUCUUCAGUUUGCUUCUUUCGUUGUCCAGUAUUAUGGACUUGUUCUGGAUCUCUUGCUUCUUGGAUUGACUCGUGCUAGUGAGAUUGCUGGUCCACCCCAGAUGCCGAAUGAGUUCAUCACUUACUGGGAUACAAAAGUUGAAACCCGGCAUCCAAUUCGUCUGUACUCUAGGUACAUUGAUAGGGUGCACAUAUUGUUCAGAUUUACUCAUGAAGAAGCACGGGACCUUAUCCAGCGAUAUCUUACUGAGCACCCUGAUCCGAACAAUGAAAACAUGGUUGGAUAUAACAACAAGAAAUGCUGGCCAAGAGAUGCGAGAAUGAGGCUUAUGAAACAUGAUGUUAAUCUUGGGAGAAGUGUCUUUUGGGACAUGAAGAAUCGUCUGCCUAGAAGCAUCACUACUUUGGAAUGGGAGAACAGCUUUGUUUCUGUCUACAGCAAGGAUAAUCCAAACCUUCUUUUUAGCAUGUGUGGUUUUGAAGUUCGGAUACUUCCAAAAAUAAGAAUGACUCAAGAAGCGUUUAGCAAUACAAGAGAUGGGGUUUGGAAUCUGCAGAAUGAACAGACAAAGGAGCGAACUGCAGUUGCUUUCUUACGGGUUGAUGAUGAGCACAUGAAGGUGUUUGAGAAUCGUGUUAGGCAGAUUCUCAUGUCUUCUGGGUCAACAACAUUUACAAAGAUAGUCAACAAAUGGAAUACUGCCUUAAUAGGUCUUAUGACUUACUUCCGUGAAGCAACUGUGCAUACACAAGAGCUUCUAGAUCUACUCGUUAAAUGUGAAAAUAAAAUUCAAACCCGUAUCAAGAUUGGACUGAAUUCAAAAAUGCCUAGUCGAUUCCCUCCUGUAAUUUUUUACACUCCUAAAGAGAUUGGAGGACUUGGCAUGUUAUCCAUGGGUCACAUAUUGAUUCCGCAGAGUGAUCUCCGGUACAGUCAGCAGACUGAUGUUGGCGUAACUCACUUUAGGAGUGGAAUGAGUCAUGAAGAGGACCAACUGAUUCCUAAUCUUUAUCGGUACAUACAGCCAUGGGAGAGUGAGUUCAUAGACUCACAGCGUGUUUGGGCUGAGUAUGCUCUGAAGAGGCAGGAAGCACAGGCACAAAAUAGGCGCCUAACCCUUGAGGAUUUGGAAGAUUCAUGGGAUAGGGGAAUACCACGUAUAAAUACCUUGUUUCAGAAGGACAGGCACACAUUAGCAUAUGACAAAGGAUGGAGAGUACGUACAGACUUUAAGCAGUACCAAGUUUUGAAGCAGAACCCAUUCUGGUGGACUCACCAAAGGCAUGAUGGCAAAUUGUGGAACUUGAACAACUAUCGAACUGAUGUUAUCCAAGCUCUUGGAGGUGUUGAGGGAAUUCUAGAACAUACCUUGUUUAAAGGAACAUACUUUCCAACUUGGGAGGGUCUGUUUUGGGAAAAGGCUUCUGGAUUCGAGGAGUCAAUGAAGUAUAAGAAGCUCACUAAUGCUCAGAGAUCUGGUCUUAACCAGAUUCCUAACCGUAGGUUUACUCUUUGGUGGUCACCUACAAUCAAUCGGGCUAAUGUUUACGUGGGUUUUCAAGUGCAACUAGAUCUAACUGGAAUUUUCAUGCAUGGGAAGAUUCCAACCUUGAAAAUAUCUUUGAUUCAGAUUUUCCGUGCCCAUCUGUGGCAAAAAAUUCAUGAGAGUGUGGUUAUGGAUCUUUGCCAAGUCUUAGAUCAGGAGUUGGAUGCUUUAGAAAUUGAAACUGUUCAGAAGGAGACAAUCCAUCCAAGGAAGAGUUACAAGAUGAACAGCUCUUGUGCAGAUAUUCUUCUCUUUGCAGCUCAUAGGUGGCCUAUGUCAAAGCCUAGUCUUGUGGCAGAGUCCAAGGACAUGUUUGAUCAAAAAGCAAGCAAUAAAUAUUGGAUAGAUGUACAGCUCCGGUGGGGUGAUUAUGACUCGCAUGAUAUUGAGCGUUACACUCGAGCCAAAUUUAUGGACUAUACAACAGAUAACAUGUCUAUUUAUCCAUCUCCCACUGGGGUAAUGAUUGGCCUUGAUCUGGCUUACAACUUGCAUUCUGCAUUUGGUAAUUGGUUCCCUGGUUCAAAGCCACUGCUCGCUCAGGCAAUGAAUAAGAUCAUGAAGUCAAAUCCAGCUUUAUAUGUCUUAAGGGAGAGGAUAAGGAAAGGUUUGCAGUUAUAUUCUUCUGAGCCUACUGAGCCGUAUCUGUCAUCCCAGAACUAUGGGGAGAUCUUCAGCAACCAGAUCAUUUGGUUUGUUGAUGACACCAAUGUGUAUCGUGUGACAAUACAUAAGACAUUUGAAGGGAAUCUCACGACAAAACCCAUUAAUGGUGCCAUCUUUAUUUUCAAUCCACGGACUGGACAGUUGUUCCUAAAGGUCAUUCACACCAGUGUCUGGGCAGGUCAAAAGCGUCUUGGUCAGCUUGCCAAAUGGAAAACUGCUGAAGAAGUUGCUGCUCUUGUGCGGUCUUUGCCUGUUGAAGAACAACCAAAGCAGAUCAUUGUUACUCGAAAGGGAAUGCUUGAUCCUUUGGAGGUUCACUUACUGGAUUUCCCUAACAUAGUUAUCAAGGGAAGUGAGCUGCAACUCCCAUUCCAGGCUUGCUUGAAAAUUGAGAAAUUUGGUGAUCUAAUUCUGAAAGCUACAGAGCCACAAAUGGUUUUGUUCAACAUCUAUGAUGACUGGUUGAAGAGUAUCUCAUCAUACACUGCAUUCUCCCGACUCAUUCUGAUCCUUCGUGCGCUUCACGUGAACAAUGAGAAGGCUAAGAUGUUACUGAAACCUGAUAAGACAAUCGUUACUGAGCCACACCAUAUUUGGCCUUCUCUAACUGAUGAUCAAUGGAUGAAGGUCGAAGUUGCUUUAAGAGAUCUGAUACUUUCCGACUAUGCCAAAAAGAACAAUGUGAAUACAUCAGCCCUGACACAGUCUGAGAUUCGUGACAUCAUCCUUGGAGCUGAGAUUACUCCACCCUCUCAACAGAGGCAGCAGAUAGCAGAGAUUGAGAAACAGGCGAAGGAGGCAAGCCAGCUAACAGCUGUGACAACUAGGACUACAAACGUGCAUGGUGAUGAGCUCAUUGUCACCACCACAAGUCCCUAUGAACAAGCAGCAUUUGGGUCCAAGACAGAUUGGCGUGUUAGAGCAAUAUCAGCUACUAAUCUUUACCUUCGAGUCAAUCAUAUAUAUGUGAACUCAGAGGACAUAAAGGAAACUGGGUUCACAUAUAUCAUGCCAAAGAACAUUUUAAAGAAGUUCAUCUGUAUAGCAGAUCUCAGGACUCAAAUUGCUGGAUACUUGUAUGGAAUAAGCCCUCCUGAUAAUCCCCAGGUUAAGGAAAUCCGAUGCAUUGCCAUGCCACCGCAAUGGGGUACUCAUCAGCAAGUCAAUCUUCCAUCAGCUCUUCCUGAACAUGAUUUCUUGAAUGAUCUGGAGCCUUUGGGAUGGCUCCACACACAGCCAAAUGAGCUUCCUCAAUUAUCGCCACAGGAUGUGACAUCCCAUUCUCGGAUAUUAGAGAACAACAAACAGUGGGAUGGAGAGAAGUGCAUAAUCUUGACAUGCAGUUUCACUCCCGGUUCUUGCUCAUUAACAGCCUACAAGCUUACCCCAAGUGGUUAUGAGUGGGGACGGGUUAACAAAGAUACAGGAAGCAACCCUCAUGGUUACCUCCCAACGCAUUAUGAGAAGGUGCAGAUGCUCCUAAGUGAUCGGUUCCUUGGAUUUUAUAUGAUACCUGACAAUGGUCCGUGGAAUUACAAUUUCAUGGGAGUGAAGCAUACAGUGAGCAUGAAAUACGGGGUGAAGCUGGGGACACCGAAAGAGUACUACAAUGAGGAGCAUAGGCCGACACAUUUCCUGGAGUUCAGCAACUUGGAAGAAGGUGAUACUGCGGAAGGAGAUCGGGAGGACACUUUUACUUAAAUCCCUAAAUCUGUUUUUACCAAAGACUCCAAAUCCUACUAUGUAUGAAAUGAAGGAAAAAGAAUAUUUGCAUUGCAUACUCGUUUUAGUGCUGAACCCGCAACAUGGAUGGAGGAGGCUUAAAGCUUGUUUGUUGAAUAGUUGCAUGUACUAAAUCCCAAUUGUAAGAAUGCUUUUUGGAGUUGUAAAUAUGAGUAAGAACUAGGAUUUGAAUAUGUUCUUCAAUGUUCUAACACCUCAAAUGUUGGGGUAAACACAAUAUGUGCCCAAGAAGCUCUGCUCAGGUUAGGUUUCAAUAGUAACAGACUUAUUUGGUUUAGUUUAUUUUAUUCGAAUAUGUUUAAUUAUAUUUUUAUAACUGGAUUUUUGAAUAUUCAAAAAUUCACUUUGGUA